AUGGCCCGCUACAAACACAUCCUCACCAGCACAGUACCACGAUCUUCAGAAACCCCUGGUUCACGCUUUCCACCCCCCAUCUCAUCACCACAGUUCAAAACGCAAAGCAACCCUGCUCCGCCGUCGUUCGCAAUGCUUUUCAGCCUCAUCCUAAUCCCUCUCCACUCCCUUCCCGCUUUUGCAAGCUUCAACAAGGCCCGCGCCACCGGAAGCUACCAAUGCCGCAUAAUCGGUGACGCUAUCGUCGUCAACAAAGAGCUCGUCCCACUCGAAGACUACAUCCUCGAGCUCAUCGUCGCCUAUGGGAAACACUCAGCGUCCGCGCACGCCGCUUUCGACGCAGUUCGAUACGCAGGUCUCGAGCUCCCGGAGCAUCCAGGGAAGGAAGAUAUAUCAGUGCCUCCGAAUAAGGGCUUCUCAUCGGUUUUUAAUCAAUCAAUCACUGCCGUAGAGCGUGCGGCAAAGGUGGAGGGGCAGUUGAGGCGUUUCGAUAAUGCGCUGAAGGAUGGAGGGGGGAUGCCUAAGAGGGGAUCGAUGAAGAAGGUUGUGCAGCUGGUGCUCGAGGAGGUGGAGCACGUGAACGCCCGAUUGGUGAAUCAGAAGGAGAUAUUGAGAGCGACGAGGGACUACAUAUGCCGGCCCGGGAUAUGCCAAGACGUAGAUGGGGAGCUAGAAGAGCUCAGCAACUUUAUCUUCCAGAAGUAUAAGGUCGGCGAAGCGGACAUCUCGCCGGAGGACUACAGGAAGAUCCUGAGUAUGCUGGAUUCCCUGGAGGAUGAUCGACUGCUAGAUCAUGUUGACGAGCUACGAACCCGUGGCAUUGCGCACCCGCUCGAUUUAGAUGACCAAGAUUCUCAGGCGCCUUCUGAAUUCAGUGGGUAA
Molecule: messenger RNA, 882 nt
Organism: Trematosphaeria pertusa
Lineage: Eukaryota; Fungi; Ascomycota; Dothideomycetes; Pleosporales; Trematosphaeriaceae
Exons: 4
Coding region: 1-882 (293 amino acids)
Source: RefSeq, a predicted model, not a curated record